UCCAUCCAAGUUGAAGGUGAAAGUAUUUUCCUAUCUCGUCCUGUAGCCCUUUACGCAGCGGUUUGUGCCCGGUUGGUUUACCGUUUUAGCUAACACCCCUCCUCGGUAAUAUUCAUCAUUAUGUCGUUAUUCGGUGAGGUUCCCCAAGCCACCCCAGUGGCUGUAUUCAAGCUGUCGAAUGAUUUUAAAGAGGACCCGAACCCCAAGAAGGUGAACCUCGGAGUUGGAGCCUACAGGACAGAUGAGGGCCAGCCCUGGGUGCUGCCUGUGGUUAAGAAGGUGGAGAAGAUCAUCGUAGAGGACAACAGUCUGAACCAUGAGUACCUGCCCAUUCUGGGUCUGCCUGAGUUUAGGUCCUCCGCAUCCAAGAUCGCCCUGGGAGAAGACAGCCCUGCCAUCCAGGAGAAUAGGGUGGGAGCGGUGCAGUGUCUGGGGGGUACAGGUGCUCUGAAGAUGGGGGCAGAGUUUCUCAGACGCUGGUACAACGGGAAUGACAACACGAAAACACCUGUCUACGUCUCAGCGCCUACCUGGGAGAACCACAACGCUGUGUUUGCCAACGCUGGGUUCGAGGACGUCCGUCCCUAUAAGUACUGGGACGCAGAGAAGCGAGGACUGGAUCUGGACGGUUUCCUAGGUGACCUGGAGAGUGCACCAAAGCAUUCCAUCUUCGUUUUGCACGCGUGCGCCCACAACCCAACCGGCACAGACCCUACACACGUAGAAUGGAUGCAGGUGGCUGAGGUCAUGAAGAGGAGGAAGCUGUUUGUGUUCUUUGACUCUGCGUACCAGGGCUUUGCGUCAGGCUGUCUGGAUAAGGAUGCCUGGGCCGUGCGCUACUUUGUCACCCAGGGCUUCGAGAUGUUCUGUGCCCAGUCCUUCUCCAAGAACUUUGGCCUCUACAAUGAGCGUGUGGGGAACCUGACUAUCGUAGCUCGUGAUUCUGACAACCUGAAGAGAGUUCUGUCUCAGAUGGAGAAGAUUGUAAGGGUAACCUGGUCCAACCCUCCCUCCCAGGGUGCAAGGCUGGUCGCCAUCACACUCAACACACCUGAACUCUUUGCUGAAUGGAAGGAUAAUGUGAAGACCAUGGCAGACCGUGUGUUGUUGAUGAGGGCUUCACUCCAGGCUAAACUGCAGGCUCUGGGAACACCAGGAACAUGGGACCACAUCACACAGCAGAUCGGCAUGUUCAGCUUCACUGGCCUCAACCCUAAACAAGUGCAGUACAUGAUCAAGGAGAGGAGUAUCUACCUGAUGGCCAGCGGUCGUAUCAACAUGUGUGGUCUGACCACUAAGAACAUCGACUAUGUGGCAGAGUCUAUCCACGAGACUGUUGUCAACGUCCAGUAGAAGACUACACUACCCUCCAGCCCCCCACCAGCAGUGUGUGUGUAUAAUGUAUUGGACCAAACAUACAUAAUAAGCCCCAUUCCCAACUCCCAGCACACCAGCCUACGCUGGGCCUAUAAUGUCACUGGCUGUCUAUAGAUACAUUAUAUGUGAACACUUAAAUGAAUGCACAAGGCAACGUAACGGUUAAAGAGAAGUGUUAAUGAUUUGUCUGUGUGUGUAUCAUCCCUGUUUGUCAUCACUGCUGCUUGCAGUAGAUUGUGGUUUAAUUUAAUUUGUAUUGUUUUUGUUCAGUAGUGUUGAAGUCCUGUUUAAUGAAUAAGCACUGUGUGUCAGGGCAUUUUAGCUGCUGUGUGGUUCCACACUAAGGCACUAGCUGGCUGUGUCUUAAUAAUCGGAAAUGGCUUCCUUUCCUAAUCUCCUUCAUUACAACUGAUGUUCCUUCCACCUGUCAUGUCCACCCAGAUCAGUGAUCAUGGAGGGAUGGACACAAGGAAAGGAGAUUUGGAAAAUAAGCUAUAGUGUUUAAACUAUUGAGACACAGCCCCAGUGUAUCUGGAUGUAUUUUUUGUUGUUUUUGUAUUAGGACUAGCUCCAGCAGUGCUGGUGAUGAUGAUCUUCCAUUGCUUAUUAAUAUGAUUAACAUUAUCUUGUGAUUAGUAUUGUUUGGGUUGUUGAAUUGCGGUGGGAUGUGGGCCUGGCAUUUAGGAAAAAAAUUACCUCCAUUUUAUUUAAAGCUGCAGUAGUAACGUUUUGGGCGAUCCGACCAAAUUCAUGUAGAAUUGUGAGUUAUAGAUUUGGCAUUCUCAUUGAAAGCAAGUCUAAGAGCAGUAGAUCUGUUCUAUGUGCACUAUUUCUAUGCUUCCCGUUCUUAAGU
Coregonus clupeaformis (lake whitefish) is the source of this 2230-nucleotide messenger RNA. RefSeq names its product aspartate aminotransferase, cytoplasmic-like. Gene Ontology annotation, cellular component: cytosol. Gene Ontology annotation, biological process: L-aspartate biosynthetic process. Lineage: Eukaryota; Metazoa; Chordata; Actinopteri; Salmoniformes; Salmonidae. The transcript has 9 exons. The coding region runs from base 121 to 1353 and encodes 410 amino acids. The record is from RefSeq and is a predicted model, not a curated record. Gene Ontology annotation, molecular function: L-aspartate:2-oxoglutarate transaminase activity; pyridoxal phosphate binding.